AUGGCUCCAACUGUUGCUUUUGUGACCGGCGCUAACCGUGGGUUGGGCAUUGGGCUCGUGAAGGGCUUUGUCGCAAAGCCGGACUACAUUGUCGUCGCUGCUGUUCGUGAUCCCGCACACCUAACCGCCCAGGAACUCGCCAAGCUCCCCACCGGCGAAGGCAGCCGUAUUUUCGUGGUCAAGUAUGAUGCCAGCAUCGAGCAAUCUGCCUUCGACGCCGUCAAGGAGGCUAUCGACCAAGGCGUUGAUCACCUCGACUACGUUGUCGCCAAUGCGGCAAUCGAGGUAAACGUGUUGAGUGUUAUGUCGCUCUACCAGGCCACGCGCGAUCUGAUUCAAAAGUCGACAAUCAAGCCCGUUUAUGCCUUUAUGGGAUCUGGAGCUGGAACCUUGGGACGCCAGCCGCCUGUUCCUAGUGCCUCAUAUGGCGCCUCUAAAUCAAUACUUCCCUGGUAUGGGACCGAGAUGGGGAACUCUGCCGCAAAGAACUGGGGGAUUGAAUCGGCACCAAUUACUAUUGAGAAGUCCACCGAUGGUAUGGUACGUGUGAUCACUGAGGGAACCAAGGAACAGUACGGUGGCAAGGUCGUUCUAUACACUGGCGAGGUUCAGGAAUGGUAA
This is a messenger RNA of Penicillium subrubescens, 621 nucleotides long. RefSeq lists its product as uncharacterized. Lineage: Eukaryota; Fungi; Ascomycota; Eurotiomycetes; Eurotiales; Aspergillaceae. The record is from RefSeq and is a predicted model, not a curated record. The coding region runs from base 1 to 621 and encodes 206 amino acids. The transcript is spliced from 5 exons.